Messenger RNA from Didymodactylos carnosus, 426 nucleotides. Lineage: Eukaryota; Metazoa; Rotifera; Eurotatoria; Philodinida; Philodinidae. The record is from the annotation of a GenBank genome assembly.
AUGUCUUACGUCCCAAGGCCAUAUGGAACUCGUGGAGUGGGGUAUCGGUCAGCACGACCAUUUUAUGCACCAAGAGCUCCCUAUACUCGGCCCUAUUACGGCCGACCUAUUGGUCCUAUGGCUCCAGGAAUGGGAGCAGGAGUCGGAUCAGCGGCUGGAUCAGGUGCACUUGCUGGGACAUUGGGAGCCUUAGGUGGUACACUUGGUUGUCUGUUGUGUUUAGCUGCUAUUGGAGCACUUGGUUUAUUUGCAACUGUUAUAGCAAUAACAGCCUAUGCAAAAAAACUUCUUGACGAAUAUAAAAUAGUUAACAAUCUAGACCAGAACAAUAACAAUGGGGUACCAAAAUUAAAUGUUGGAAUCAAUGUUUUGUUAGUAGCAUCAUUCUUUUACAUCUUUGUUCGUCGAAUGAUGCACAGUGUCUAA